AUGAACGGACUCAGCUCUGGAGGAGUAACAAAGAAGCGCGCAAAGGUCAGCAGGGCAUGCGACAAUUGUCGCAAACGAAAGAUCAAAUGUACAGGCGACCUGCCAUGCUUCAACUGCCAGAAUUAUAGCUGCGAGUGUACAUAUUCCCGGGGCGCUCCACUCGCGCUGGUGUCAGACGGCCCCCGCAGGCACGUAAAGUCCACCACGAAAACCUCCAGUAUCGCGGAUAGCGCCAGCGAUUUCGCUUCAAUGUCCUCCAAAUCCUCGGUGUCGUCGUACUCCAACUCGACGGCGUGCUCGCAUAACGAUGCGUCCAACGGACUUUACGGGGACGACAGCCACACGAUCGAGCAAAUAAAUCUGCUCAAGAGUACGCUGCGAUGCUUGAAGGAGGCACAGCCGUCGCAACGAGUAUUGAACGCCGUCCAAAGCAUCACAGAGCAGCUCCGCGAAACAGAAGCGGCUUGGAAACCGUGUCUCGAUAUUCGAGCAAUACGUGAUGUGCCACCGACAGCCACCUCCUUGGAGACCCAACUUAUGAUCAACAAAUACUCUGACAAAGUUUCGCUUACAAAGUAUGCGACGAUACAGCCCUCACCGUUUCUGUCACGGUCAAAUGUCCUCAACCAGUAUCCUGUUCUGGAUGAUAUGUUUGGAUUGUACAGUCCGGGCCUUCUAAUGUCUAUUCGAGGUAUCGGAUUUCUAUUCAAGCACUUUUUCGACUCCGGGGUUAAAAUGUCUAGGGAAUACAAAACUACAUUGUUUUUGAUGUUGAGGUUUUUCGACGCAUGUGCCCACUUUGUCGACGUGAUGAUGCAAUCCUGUACUUCGCCUUUAAACACGUACGCGACGUUAAUGCAAGUCAACUACGAUACAAGAGAAAUAGCUAUCCAGGAACUUUUGGCCACUAUACCGAAGGAAACAAAAGUCAGCACACUAAAGUUGUUCCCGCAUCUCGGUUGCCCUCCCAGUUCAAGUGACAGUCUGGGCAUGUUUCACUGGAUUACGCGGAUGAUGUUCGUCUCUUGUGUGGAUUCUGUGUGUAAACCUCCAAAUUGCGACAACUACUUGAGUCUUAAGUCAGAUAUUGAACAAUUCAUGCAUACUCAGGAAGUUUUAUCGGUUCUUGGCUUCGAAUUUUUUAAUAACACCACUUACACUCCCGCAGGUAACUUGGACUACUUGGAUACCCUAGUCUUUUUCAUCAAGCACCAGUACUGCUUAUCUGAGUACCAUGUUAUUCCUCACCUGGUUUCUAGGCUUGUAAGCUACUCUCAGAACAUGGGCAUUCACCGUUGGGAGUAUUACGUUGGCAUGGAUGAACUUACGGCAGAGCGGCGAAGACGAGUGUGGUGGAGUUGUUUUUGUUGGGACAUAAUGGGCUCUAUUUUGAGUGGUAAACAAGCAAUGAUAUCAACAUCGAGCGUGAGUUGCCUGCUCCCUGAGUAUUUCAGAAAUGUCGGAAUAUUGGAACCAGACGAACUUUUACGCAAGAUCGCCUCUCUUGAGGAGCUUCCCUCCGGAAGUAUUACAGACAAGAUCGAAUUUUGCGGUACGUCACUGGCAAUUGUCAUAGCAGACUUUUUCCAGAACGUCUUAUACAGUAAGAAGAACACAUGCUUCGAGAAUACUGCCAAGCCGAGCUCACUGAGGGAUAAGAUAAUUUCUGACUUGAUAAGAGACGUUCAGACUUUUACAGAAAGGAUCACAGGGGUGGAAAAACUCGCGAAGCAAUUGCAAGACUUUUCAGAGCUUCACGCCAACGACUGCCCUAUGGACUUAAAUGCAGGGGAGAGAAAAACUCCGCCACGGCUUGCAAUCUUUAUUGACUUUGCAAGGGCGAUUUGCUUGGGGUCCGUAGAGCAUCUAUAUGCCCGGUUCAAAGUAAAUGACUUUCCGCGUCCAAUACAAGAGUCACUCAACGCUUACAGGCUCUCAAUACAUACGUCUUGGCGGUCUGUCAUCACGGCCAUAGGCAACGGAAACAUCGAUCACGUUUGGCUGGCGCUAUCGUGCGGGAGCAUCCUUUCCCUUUCUGUGCUCACAGACCUUUUUACCCAGAAAACCAGAGACACAAUGCAGGAUAUAAGGCUCAUUCUCAAUGCAUCAACUUUCUUGGACAAGUUAUCAUUCCUGGAGCAUUGUAGCGGCAAGAUAGGGGAGACAAGCAGAUUGUUGCGGACGUUUACAAAGUGGAAAACACUUUUCCAAAUUUUGGUAAGAAUAGGGCUUCAACUUUACAUGCGAACAUCACAAUUGACCAUUGCAGCCUUCCUCGAUCUUUUAGCCGUUGAAGACGCGGAACUGGUCUGUACUGCUACUCGAAUCCUAAUGUUAUCACAAGAUACUUUCACAGCGUGUCACAACACCAAAGACAAAACGUCUUGGCAUGUGAACGUCGAGCGAUCAGUUGAGCAGGCCCAGGCCUUGGUGAACCCUGAUCGCUUUCCAGAUGCAAAUGCUGAUCUCACGCAUCCGCUAAUAGAAACGUGGUCUCACCCUUGUACCUCGCCAAGUGGAAAUAUUCCAGCCGAAAAGUCAAAAACCAAAGAAGCUACACUUCCAUUGUCUCCUCCAAUAAAUUUCAAUUUAGGCUCGCUGGACGAUUUCCUGAACUUUGGUGAGGACGACCUAUACAACAAACUGUGGAGUGACAUUAAUAUUGAUAUCCUUGACUUGGUAUCCUCAAACUCAGGCCCCUGA
Molecule: messenger RNA, 2703 nt
Organism: Lachancea meyersii CBS 8951
Lineage: Eukaryota; Fungi; Ascomycota; Saccharomycetes; Saccharomycetales; Saccharomycetaceae
Source: the annotation of a GenBank genome assembly